AUGACAGGCAAAAAUAGAAGACAGAAAUGUAAACUUUCAUGCCCCGGACGUAAAAAUAACAGUUCUGAAUUCGAUGAAGAAAUGAAAAGCCAUGUUUUAAAUGGCAAAAAAAACAUGUGUUUUUCAAAAUCUGCAUCUACAAAUGGAACUGGAGAUGUAUUCCAAGGAUAUCCAACCGAUUUUGGAAAAGGAUAUUCCUAUUCUGAGAACAAUCUAUCAAGUGAAGAUUUUCUACAGGAUACCUUUAUUUAUCAAAUGAUGGAAGGAAUUACGAUUCCAUGUAUUUCAAACGAAGUUUUUCUAAAGGAUACCUUUACUUAUCAAAUGAUAAAAGGAAUUGACAUUCCAUAUAAUUCAAUUCCGUGGUUCAAAUUUGAUAUCGAAUUUAAUAAUUCAUAG
This is a messenger RNA of Entrophospora sp. SA101, 399 nucleotides long. The record is from the annotation of a GenBank genome assembly. NCBI's taxonomy places the organism in Eukaryota, Fungi, Glomeromycota, Glomeromycetes, Entrophosporales, Entrophosporaceae.